Messenger RNA from Spirodela intermedia, 1017 nucleotides. NCBI's taxonomy places the organism in Eukaryota, Viridiplantae, Streptophyta, Magnoliopsida, Alismatales, Araceae. The record is from the annotation of a GenBank genome assembly.
AUGAUCACGUCGGUUUCAGUGAGGUUAUUCUGCUUGAAGAUUGCGUUGAGCUCAUCGAGGCUUUGGUCUGGUUUGGGGAGCUUUCCUGCUACCCGCGAUCUCUGCGAGAUCAGGCCGUCCAAGCGACCUAAUUCCACGGCGAACGACGGCCCUCCGGUCUGGUUCCCAGUUGGAAAAAGGAAAAACAUUACGGAAAUCGAAUCGAGUCCCGGGUCUGAGUGUGGAGGAUGAUGAGCAGGGAAGGAGGAGGCGGCUUACGAGGACGACGACGUCUCUGGUGGCGAGGGCGAGAAUGUCAGCGCAGGAGACUACGCCGGGGCAUCUGCUCUCCACGGCGGUCUUGGCCUUGACGACUGUGUCGAACCCGUCUCCGGCGAGGGAGAUGUUCUCAUCGGCGUCCUUUUCGGCGUCGCCGUUUGGCGAGGCGAUUAUCACCGAAGCGUCGCAUCCCUGCGAGAUUUUUCACCGUCGAUGUGAUUUCAGAUGAGGAACUCUUCGUGUUGGAUGAGCCGAAUUGUCGACAUCUGGAUCAAUCAACCUCACGGUUGUGGGAUCAGACCUUCCGACGUUUACUCGUAAGGGUUGUUGAACUCGUAAGAGCUCUCUCUCUCUCUCUCUCUCUCUCUCUCUCUCUCUCUCUCUCUCUCUCUCUCUCUCUCUCUCUUCUCUCUCUCUUUUCUCUCCCUCUCCAUCUCUCUCUCUCUGACACACACACAGACACACACACACAAAGAAAAUGUAUCUACGAUCUUCGUGGGUCUGCACCCCAGUGGCAACGAUGUGCUACGGGAUGUGUAGAUGAUCGAAGCGUACCUCGACGAAGCAGUCGUGGAAGAAGAGUCUGAGCGUGGCCGGGACGGUGACAAAGGUCUGGACGAACUUCUUCCGCACCUCCUCUCUCACUAUGGACUCAACGUCGGGACAGGUCGAGGCGUAGAAGUCAGGCCUCAGCUGGGAUUCUACUUUCCCGGCAGCCAUCAGCAGCAGUACCGCCAGAGACAACAGUCUGCUCCAUGA